AUGGCUCCCAAGAAGAAGAUCGCCGUCAUGACCUCGGGAGGUGACUCCCCAGGCAUGAACGCUGCCGUGCGCGCCGUCGUUCGUAUGACCAUCCACAUGGGCUGCGAUGCCUACUGCGUCUACGAAGGAUACGAGGGCCUGGUGCAAGGUGGCCACCUCAUUCGCAAAAUGGAAUGGGAUGAUGUCCGCGGCUGGCUGUCUGAGGGCGGUACACUCAUCGGAACUGCCCGGUGCAUGGCCUUCUACGAGCGUCCUGGACGCUUGACAGCCGCCAAGAACCUGGUCCUCUCCGGCAUCGACGCCCUCAUCAUCUGCGGAGGUGACGGCUCCCUGACUGGUGCUGACAAGUUCCGCUCAGAAUGGCCCUCGCUUUUGGAGGAGCUGGUCGGCAACGGCGAAUUGACCGCUGACCAGAUCAAGCCUUACCAGCACCUCAACAUCGUCGGCCUCGUCGGCUCCAUCGACAACGAUUUGGCCGGCACCGAUGCCACCAUCGGAUGCUACUCUGCCCUCGCUCGCAUCUGCGAAAUGGUUGACUAUAUCGAGGCAACUGCCUCUUCACACUCUCGGGCCUUCGUCAUUGAAGUCAUGGGAAGGCAUUGCGGUUGGCUGGCCCUAAUGGCCGGUGUUGCUACUGGAGCUGACUUCGUCUUCAUCCCUGAACGUCCUAGGGAGCACGACUGGAAGGAAGACAUGGUUAAUGUUGUCAGAAGACACCGUAAAAUUGGCAAGCGCAAGACCAUCGUCAUUGUGGCCGAAGGCGCUCGCGACAAGAACGGCACCAAGAUCACUGCUGAAGAAAUCAAGGAUCUCCUUGCCGACAAGUCCGAAGGUGGUCUCGCCCUCGACACCCGCAUCACCACCCUUGGACAUGUCCAGCGAGGUGGUACCGCCGUGGCAUACGAUCGAAUGCUUGCUACCCUGCAGGGUGUGGAGGCUGUCAAGGCAGUCCUCGAUGCCACUCCCGAGACUGAAACUCCUUUCAUCGCCAUCACGGAGAACAAGAUUGUUCGAAAGCCGUUGAUGGAGGCUGUGGCCGAAACCAAGAAAUGCUCCGAGGCUGUGGACUCCAAGGAUUUUGAAAAAGCCAUGUCACUCCGAGAUUCCGAGUUUGAAGACCAGUGGAAUUCGUACAUGUUGACAACUAACGUUAUGGUUAACGACAAAAUGCUACCCGAGACAGACCGCAUGAAGAUCGGCUUCAUCAAUGUCGGUGCUCCUGCUGGUGGCAUGAACGCUGCGGUCCGCGCCGCCGUUGCGUAUUGUCUGUCGCGAGGACAUGAGCCCAUUGCCAUUCACAAUGGCUUUGCUGGGUUUGCCAGGCAUCACGGUGACGAUCCCGUAGGAUCCGUCCGUCCUUUCAACUGGCUUGAAGUUGAUGGUUGGGCCAGCAAGGGUGGUUCUGAGAUUGGCACUAACCGAGAACUCCCCGGCGACUCUGGUAUGGAGUUGAUUGCCAACCUCAUUGAGGAGUACGGACUCGACGCCCUCUUCCUAGUAGGUGGAUUCGAGGCCUUCCACUCCAUUUCGCAAAUGCGAAAGGCCAGGGACCAGUAUCCUUCCCUCUGUAUCCCCAUGUGCUUGCUUCCCGCGACCGUCUCCAACAACGUGCCUGGAACCGAAUACUCGCUUGGUUCUGAUACUUGCCUCAACGAGCUGGUUAGCUACUGUGACAAGAUUAAGCAGUCGGCGUCUGCUACCCGCCGUCGCGUCUUCGUCAUUGAGACCCAGGGAGGCAGGUCUGGUUACAUCGCAACACUGAGCGGCCUCGAUGUCGGCGCCUCAGCCGUCUACAUCCCUGAGGAAGGUAUCAGCCUUGAGAUGCUCAACGCUGAUGUCCAGCAUCUCAAGACGGUGUUCAACAAUGACAAGGGCCAGUCCCGCGCUGGUCGCCUUAUUCUUGUCAACGAGAAGGCUAGCAAGGUCUACAAUGCUAAGCUCAUCGCGGACAUCAUCCGUGAGGAAGCUCACGAUCGAUUUGAGAGCCGAGAGAGCAUCCCCGGACACGUUCAGCAGGGUGGUGUUCCCUCCCCCAUGGAUCGCUGCCGAGCUGUCCGCUUGGCGAUCAAGUGCAUCCAGCAUCUCGAGGCCUUUGGCUGCAAUGCUCACAACCAUGUUAAGAAGGACCCUAACAGCACAACCGUCAUUGGUAUCCAGGGCUCCGAGGUCGUUUUCACUCCCAUGAAGGAGCUGGAGGAGACAGGUACUGACUGGCCCAACCGACGGCCCAAGAGCGCUCACUGGAUGGGCUUGUCUGAGGUUGUGAAUAUUCUGGGUGGUCGACCCGAUUAUCCCAAGCCGGAGAAGAGCUUGACGGGCCUAGUUGCCAAAGACAUGAAACGUGGUUUGUGA
Molecule: messenger RNA, 2352 nt
Organism: Ilyonectria robusta
Lineage: Eukaryota; Fungi; Ascomycota; Sordariomycetes; Hypocreales; Nectriaceae
Product: 6-phosphofructokinase
Exons: 3
Coding region: 1-2352 (783 amino acids)
Biological process (GO): canonical glycolysis; fructose 6-phosphate metabolic process; fructose 1,6-bisphosphate metabolic process
Cellular component (GO): mitochondrion; cytoplasm; 6-phosphofructokinase complex
Molecular function (GO): AMP binding; ATP binding; identical protein binding
Source: RefSeq, a predicted model, not a curated record